GGAGAGAGCUGAAAAAGAGAACACAAGGGAAGCAGAGUACGGUCAUGGCGUCUGCUCCAAGCCUCCGCCCUCUCGUCGUCUUCUGACCGCCUUCGAUGUGACUCGAAAGGUGGGGGUUCGAGAUGGCGAAAUGCGAGCGAGGCGACGAAGGGGGGUUCCGGCUGUGGCCGUUCUUCUCCGUGGCCGCAUUUCGCCGGAAGCUGCUGGAGGCCAUGAUGUGCGGAGUCUCCCGGCACCGGCGGAAGAGCGGCGCCGCCUUCGGCUCUCCGGAGCGGCGGCCGAGAAACACCGGGUCGGAGCGGCUGGCGGAGCUGCUGCGGGCAGAGUUCUCGGAGGCCGGCUCCGACGAGGCGGAGGUGGAGACGAGGCGGAAGAUCGAGGCCUUCGAGGAGCUCCAGCGCGUGGUGGGAAGCCUCCAGACCGGCGAAGGGGACAAUGCGGGAGAGGAUCGCCGGAAGGAGGCCGCCGGGGAAGUGCGGCGGCUUGCCAAGGACGACGCGGAGGCGAGGGAGACGCUUGCGAUGCUUGGCGCCAUUCCUCCCCUGGUGGGAAUGCUCGAUUCCCCGGACCCCGACUUCCAGAUCGCGGCGCUCUACGCCCUUCUCAAUAUAGGGAUCGGCAAUGACUUGAACAAGGCAGCUAUAGUGGAGGCCGGAGCCGUGCACAAAAUGCUGAGCCUGAUCGAAUCGGGGAGCUCGCCGUCGGUCUCCGAAGCGAUCGUCGCGAACUUCCUCGGCCUCAGCGCUCUGGAUUCCAACAAGCCGAUCAUUGGCUCCUCCGGCGCGGUUCCAUUCCUCGUGAACGCCUUCAAGAACGCUAGCGCCACCACUGACGGGGGGGUCUCCUCUCAGGCGAGGCAGGACGCACUUCGGGCGCUCUUCAACCUCUCCAUCGCCGCCGCCAACACCCCCCACCUCAUCGAGGCCGACCUCGCCCCCUGCCUCCUGGGGGCGAUAGGCGACAUGGAGGUGAGCGAAAGGGUUCUCUCGGUGCUUUCCAACAUCGUCGCCGCGCCGGAGGGGCGGCGGGCGGUGAGCCGAUCCCGUGACGCGUUUCCGAUCUUGGUCGACGUCCUCAACUGGUCGGACGCUCCGGGGUGCCAGGAGAAGGCGGCGUACGUGCUGAUGGUGAUGGCCCACAAGGCCUGCGGCGAUCGGGCGGCAAUGAUCGAGGCCGGAAUCAUGUCUUCCCUCCUCGAGCUCACGCUUCUGGGGAGCCCCCUGGCCCAGAAGAGAGCGUCAAGGAUUCUCGAAAUCCUGAGUGUGGACAAGGGGAAGCAGGUCUCGGAGGGGUUCGGCGAGGGGGGAGGAGGGUGCUCCGGCGUGCCGGCGGUGUCCGCGCCGCUCAUCGGAGGGGCAGCGGAGGGGGAGGAGGAGGAGGCGGGGAUGAGCGAGGAGAGGAGGGCGGUGAGGCAAUUGGUGCAGCAGAGCUUGCAGAGCAACAUGCGGAGGAUCGUGCGGCGGGCCAACCUCCCGCAGGAUUUCGCGCCGUCGGAUCACUUGAAGGCGCUCACCGCGUCCUCCACUUCCAAGAGCUUGCCUUUCUAAUUUAGUGGACCAUGCCACUACGUAGGAGGAAGGAGGGAACGCCAGGUGAAAGCAUGAACAUGAAAAGCCCUCACGCUUUUGGUAUCUUGUAUGGGUAAAAGUUUUGUAUAGUCAAAAGUUAGCUAGUUUCUCUUUCUUGUGCUUGUUUCCAUCUGUCCUUGGGAAUAAAUGUUCUGUGAAUCUGAUGAUAUUGUUAUUAGACUGUGUAUCAAGUGGAGAGAGUGGAUAUAUAAAGAAGCGAGUGCUGAAUGUUGGACCAGCUAUCUCGGUGCUUCAUUAAUUCUUGAGCCUUCCAGAAGGGGACACAGAUUAUAAUGGCGAACCUGGCAGCUCGGGUGUGGAAUGGCACUUCAUUUGGUAUUUGGGGUGGUUGGUAUGGUUAUGAUGCCUGCGCUGUUUGUUGCUGAUGGGAUAAAAAUGUGCAUAUCAUGUAUGAAGUUUUUUUGGAAGUAUAUAUCUCUAGUUCCCA
Messenger RNA from Elaeis guineensis (African oil palm), 2016 nucleotides. RefSeq names its product U-box domain-containing protein 45. Lineage: Eukaryota; Viridiplantae; Streptophyta; Magnoliopsida; Arecales; Arecaceae. Gene Ontology annotation, molecular function: protein binding. The record is from RefSeq and is a predicted model, not a curated record.